This is a messenger RNA of Pimephales promelas (fathead minnow), 2921 nucleotides long. It is a transcript of the gene stom, whose product is annotated as stomatin. Gene Ontology annotation, cellular component: plasma membrane. The record is from RefSeq and is a predicted model, not a curated record. Lineage: Eukaryota; Metazoa; Chordata; Actinopteri; Cypriniformes; Leuciscidae.
CCAACUCUCUUACAUUCAAAGGGGAGGGGGGAGAGGGGAGCUCAAACGCACGUAGAGUCCGACAUGUCCCGUGGAGAAAACCACUACUGAGAAGCGAUCUCCUUCUGGAAGGGUUUUGACGAUCUAUUCCAUAUCAACCCUGAAUAAUUCAAAGAUAUCUCCUACAAUGGAAAAUAGCAGAGAAACAGCUGCAAUGAGAGAGAAAGAAAGGAGGGAUCGACAAAUAGAUCGAUGGUGUUACACAAUUGAUGAUACUCCAGCCUUGGAGAACACAGACAGUGACAUCGGCUUGUGUGGAUGGAUCCUGGUGAUUUUCUCCAUUCUGCUCACGUUGCUGACCCUGCCUCUUUCCAUAUGGAUGUGCAUUAAGAUAGUGAAGGAAUAUGAAAGGGCAAUAAUCUUUCGCCUUGGACGCAUUUUACGAGGAGGAGCCAAAGGACCAGGUCUUUUCUUCAUCUUGCCGUGCACUGACAGCUUUAUCAAUGUGGAUAUGCGCACCAUCACUUUUGAUAUCCCCCCUCAGGAGGUUCUGACAAAGGACUCAGUGACAGUGAGUGUAGAUGGUGUAGUCUACUACCGUGUUCAAAACGCAACACUGGCAGUGGCCAACAUCACCAACGCUGAUGCGGCCACUCGUCUGUUGGCACAGACCACCCUGAGGAAUGUGCUGGGUACAAAAAACCUGGCAGAGAUCCUGUCUGACCGUGAAGAAAUCGCCCAUAGUAUGCAGUCCACGCUAGAUGAUGCCACAGAUGACUGGGGUAUUAAAGUGGAACGUGUGGAGAUUAAGGAUGUGAAACUGCCCCAGCAGCUCCAGAGGGCCAUGGCUGCCGAAGCUGAAGCAUCCAGAGAGGCUAGAGCGAAGGUGAUAGCCGCAGAGGGAGAAAUGAAUGCGUCACGGGCACUGAAGGAGGCAUCUCUGGUGAUCGCAGAGUCUCCCUCAGCUUUGCAGCUGCGCUACCUUCAAACCCUCAACACCAUCGCAGCCGAGAAGAACUCCACCAUCAUUUUCCCUCUGCCCAUUGACAUGAUGCAGUCCUUCCUGAAGCACUGAACUAAGAGCCACAUAAAGCCAGCUACGCACACAAACAGAUGCAUCCAUGCAGAAAUGAACAGACUGGCCUUACAUAAUAUCCACUCAUGUGAGUAAAAUGGGCAGCGGGAUCGUGAAGUCUGAGACCACAUUGAAAAGCUAUUAAAAGCUAUUAGUAAGCGAUUUCUGAGAAACACUGUUGAUAUCAAACCAAACAUUUUUUUCAUUGCCCCACCCCUAAAAUGCACGAACACGCAAUACAAAAGUGGAUGUUUCUUAGCUGAAGCAAAAUAAUGCUUCUUGAAAAAUAAAUUGAAUAUGAAAAAGAAGAACAAACACUGAACAUAAUUAUAUAUUACUCAAGACAAGUCCAUUGUUAGUCACCACCAGCUCCAGACAAACUGACACUCAAAACUGUUACAACAAAAGCAUAUCUUGGUUCUGUGAAACCUACCAAAACCAAUGUUACUCAUGUUACACAAUGCAGCCUCUGCGUCCAUAAAGCUUUAUUCUUCCAGUGAUAUUCCUCUGACCUUGUCUCUUUUGCCAUCUCAGCCAUUUCUCUUUCCACAGUCUUUCUUCAAAACUCCCUCUGGCUCUCUCUCCUCUCCCAUCAUGAGUCGACACGCCCCCUACUGCUGAUUGGCUAUAAGUUGUGGCGCUCAGUCCCAUCCACUUUCAGUAGUUUCUCAGAACUCUCUUGGUGCACCCUUUAAAGCCCUGAACAUUUUAGGAUUUUGGAAAACCCCAAAACUAAUAAAAAAGUAUUAUUAAAUAGAAGAAAAACUUUUUUGGUCAGUAAUCAAAUGUGCAAAUUGGUACACAUGUGACUGUCAGUUGUUCAACAUGGCUUUGGAUGUUUUGGAUCAGACUUUUGGACCCCACUGUGCAUAUGCCACAUACACACUCACAGCUGUUUUUUGAUGUAUGAUCUGUAGAUGUUCCUUGUAAAAAACUUGAUCUGAAGGAAAUCUGAUACAGCUAAAGAAUAUGAAAUUCUAAAAAUAUUUAUUAAAUAAUAAACUAAUUUCAAAUAAUUUAUGCCCCUCAACAAAAACAAAAAAUGUUUUUUUUUCAUACCAAAAAAUGUGGUUGUUACAGUGAUACAGAGGCCAGAGCUGUCUGAUCUUUUAGACAUUGAUUAUUGCAGUGUGUGGUUUGGUUUUUUCGGUUGAUAGUUUAUGGAACAUCUCCUGGUCAUAUGGGUGCAUGUGCUUGUGUUUCAAGCAUGUGUAACUAACCUGCUUGGUUGCCAAAUGGAAAACAAACCUUCUAUAGGGAUAUUUGGAUAGUAUCAGAUGACAGCGAUGCUUAUUGUGCCUAAACCAGUUUCUCCUCGCUUUCUCAAACCUUUAUUAUCGCUGACUUUUUAAUGUAUAAAAGCCUUAAGCCAUAUCCAUUUCAAUUACUGAAUCAAUAUUGACAGGUUUACAUGAUGUUGGUUGAUUAGAGAUUUUCACAUUAAUAUUUUAUCACUAGAUUUUAAAAAUCUUUUAUCUGUCAGACAUUUUCAUGCAUGUAAUAUCAUAUUUUUUUAUAAUGUCGGUCUGCAGCUGAAAACAAAUUAAGGCUAUAGAGUUCAAUGUUUGUGUUCGUAAUUAGCAUUUGCUGCUUCAAAUAUCAGAGGAUGGAAUUUCUCAAAUAUUUGUAUUUUCAUUCUGUAUCAGUCACAAGUCUAUAUAUAUCUUUGUUCUGUCUUUAAACUCAUAUAUAUUGAAUACCACAUGUUGUUAUUACCAGCUCACUUUUAUGUGCAUUUUAAUAUUGAAUGUUUUUGUUUGCACUGUUUUUGUGCACAUCAUAUAUUUUUCAUGUGUGAUUGUCCCCUUCUCUUAGGGUCAUCUUUCUCAUGACUUUAAAGUACAUAAACUCUUUACUUUUAAACAAA